Ogataea polymorpha is the source of this 400-nucleotide messenger RNA. Its product is annotated as protein component of the small ribosomal subunit. Gene Ontology annotation, molecular function: RNA binding; structural constituent of ribosome. Gene Ontology annotation, biological process: ribosomal small subunit assembly; translation. The coding region runs from base 18 to 266 and encodes 82 amino acids. The record is from RefSeq and is a predicted model, not a curated record. Gene Ontology annotation, cellular component: ribosome; cytosolic small ribosomal subunit. NCBI's taxonomy places the organism in Eukaryota, Fungi, Ascomycota, Pichiomycetes, Pichiales, Pichiaceae. The transcript has a single exon.
GGACAUUUACAUUUAACAUGGUUUUAGUUCAAGACUUGCUACACCCAAGCGCGGCUUCCGAGGCCAAGAAGCACAAGCUCAAGACUCUCGUGCAAGAGCCAAGAUCAUUUUUCAUGGACGUGAAGUGUCCAGGAUGCUUGCAAAUCACCACUGUUUUCUCCCACGCCCAAACUGCCGUCACUUGCGAUUCCUGCACCACUGUGUUGUGCACGCCAACUGGAGGUAAGGCCAAGCUGUCUGAGGGAUGCGCAUUCAGAAGAAAGUAAACACAAAGGGGAAGAAUACCAGCAUAGACGAGGGUGUGUAUUAUAGUGAAACACCAUACCAAUUUUAGUACUGUUGAGAGACAGUUAGAAAAUGCUAAUCAGUAUACGUAUGUGACGUAUGUAUUUGAUAAUUA